Ficedula albicollis (Collared flycatcher) is the source of this 1332-nucleotide messenger RNA. It is a transcript of the gene TIA1, whose product is annotated as TIA1 cytotoxic granule-associated RNA binding protein. The transcript is spliced from 12 exons. Gene Ontology annotation, molecular function: RNA binding. The record is from RefSeq and is a predicted model, not a curated record. The coding region runs from base 1 to 1302 and encodes 433 amino acids. Lineage: Eukaryota; Metazoa; Chordata; Aves; Passeriformes; Muscicapidae.
AUGUCCAGCGUGUGCAGCCGGCCGCCCAGCACUCCCUUCUCCAGCACGUGCAGCUGCACGCCCUGGCCGAACUUCUGCCAUCCCCUCACGGGCCCCCCCUUGACCUUCAAGGACCUUGAGGGGUCCCUCCAUGGCACCUUCUCACAGAUCCUAUCAAAGGAUCCCCCUCACACCCUCAAGGGACAUCCCCCACACCCCCUUGCAGCAGAUCCCCCCUCAACUUCCCCCCUGAGUGCGGCCCGGGCAGGCUGGGGGAGCCAGAAACAUCAAGGUCCCAGCUCCUCUGGGAAUUCCAUCCCAGCCCCUCUCACCCUCAUUCCACCCCAAUACCCUGUCUCACCCAGCCCUCUGGCAGUGGAAAGCCAUUCCCCCUUUUCCUAUCACUCCAUCCCUGGUCCCAAACCCCUUUCCAGGCUCCAGUGUGUCCAACAUCCGUGUCCCUGCCUGUGUUUGCCCCUCAGGUACGUGGGGAACCUCUCCAGGGACGUGACCGAGGCUCUGAUCCUGCAGCUCUUCAGCCAGAUCGGCCCCUGCAAGAACUGCAAGAUGAUCAUGGAUACAGCUGGCAAUGACCCUUACUGCUUCGUGGAGUUCUACGAGCACCGGCACGCGGCGGCGGCGCUGGCGGCCAUGAACGGCAGGAAGAUAAUGGGUAAGGAGGUCAAAGUGAACUGGGCCACCACCCCCAGCAGCCAGAAGAAAGACACCAGCAAUCAUUUCCACGUGUUUGUUGGAGACCUCAGCCCUGAGAUCACAACUGAAGACAUCAAAGCAGCCUUUGCUCCCUUUGGAAGAAUCUCGGAUGCACGGGUGGUCAAGGACAUGGCCACGGGCAAGUCCAAAGGCUAUGGCUUCGUGUCCUUCUUCAAUAAAUGGGACGCUGAGAACGCCAUCCAGCAGAUGGGGGGGCAGUGGCUCGGGGGGCGACAGAUCCGAACCAACUGGGCCACCAGGAAACCUCCAGCUCCCAAGAGCACCUAUGAGACAAACACCAAACAACUGUCCUACGACGAGGUGGUCACUCAGUCCAGCCCCAGCAACUGCACCGUGUACUGCGGGGGGGUCACCUCGGGCCUCACAGAGCAGCUGAUGCGCCAGACCUUCUCCCCGUUCGGGCAGAUCUUGGAGAUCCGAGUGUUCCCGGAUAAAGGCUACUCCUUUGUCAGGUUCAGCUCCCACGAGAGCGCUGCCCACGCCAUCGUCUCCGUCAACGGCACCAGCAUCGAGGGGCACGUGGUGAAAUGUUACUGGGGCAAGGAGACACCUGACAUGGUCACACCUGUGCAGCAGGUCAGGCACUGAGACCUGAUUAAUCACCCUGUUAAUUGGCUG